This is a messenger RNA of Hipposideros armiger (great roundleaf bat), 718 nucleotides long. RefSeq names its product ankyrin repeat domain 45 (gene ANKRD45). The transcript has 5 exons. The record is from RefSeq and is a predicted model, not a curated record. Bases 1 to 552 code for a protein of 183 amino acids. Lineage: Eukaryota; Metazoa; Chordata; Mammalia; Chiroptera; Hipposideridae. Gene Ontology annotation, molecular function: protein binding.
AUGCAUAUACAGUCUAGUCGUGGAGGACGUNAGAACCCUCAUCAUGACCAGGCCAUGCAGCUCCUCUUGGAAGAAGACAUCGUUGGGAGAAAUUUGUUGUACGCAGCUUGCAUGGCUGGGCAGAGUGAUGUGAUCAGAGCUUUGGCAAAAUAUGGUGUGAAUCUGAAUGAAAAAACCGCCAGAGGUUACACACUCUUGCACUGCGCUGCAGCCUGGGGGCGUCUGGGAACGUUGAAGGCGCUGGUGGACUUGGACGUUGAUAUGGAAGCUCUGAACUUCCGGGAAGAACGUGCUCGAGAUGUCGCCGCUCGGUAUUCCCAGACCGCAUGUGUUGAAUUCCUGGACUGGGCAGGUAGUUUUGGAAAUACUGUCCUUGGUGCAUGCCGUAUAAAAAGUGAGUGGUUGGAAACCCAUUUGGAAGCUCCUAUUAACGAGCUUUUUGAGCAGAAGCAACAAUUGGAAGAUAUCGUGACUCCUAUCUUCACAAAAAUGGCUGCACUGCGUAAGUUUUGCACAAAAAGUGUUUUGAAUGUCAGAAAAGAUGAAAAUUAGGUUCAAUGUUGUUAUUUCUGAGAUACUCUGAUUUUAACAAUCUUCAUUAAGUAGCCAUUAACUUGGUUACAAGCACUAACCUGUUAUAUAACUCCCUAGUUUCGUUAAUAGUUUUAAUGUUAAGAACUUAAAAUAAUAACUGAAUUAUUUCUAUAGAGACUGUCCA